AUGGUCCAAAUAACAAGGAAAGCGAAAGAUCCGAACAGGCUGACAAAGGUAGAGAUAUGUGCUAUACUGAACAGCCUGCACAUUUGCAAUGUCACGGCUGAAAGCAGCAAGAAAGAGCUAGUGGGCAUAUUCAAAAAAAACAAGAAACAAAUAGAGAGCAAGCAAAGCGAGGUGGUAAAGCUUCUUAAAGAGAUGGAGACCCAGAAAAAGAAGGACGCGGCCAGUUCCGACAAAAAACGAAAGACUCCAGCAAAAAGCCAGAAAAAGCAAAGGACUGAGCCCGAGCCCGGCGCGGAGCCAACUCUUGAAGCUGCACAGGAGUCUGUGAAAAAGCCUGUGCGGGGGGCGGCCAAGAGGGCGCAGGAAGGCCCGCACCCAAAGGAAAAAACAGAAGCCGCGAAUGUUUUGCACAUAGAGGAGAAGACAGAGACGGUGGCUAUUUCGCACAGCGGCGCCUUCAAAAAGGCGCAGGGCCAAGUGCCGAAAGCUGUAGACCUACAAGCAAAAACUACUAAAAAAGAUGCGAUGCCACGACAAAUAAAUAAAAACGAAAACACGGCAACAAAAGAGAUAAACAGCAGAAGAAAAUACACACAACUAAUGGAACUGAUAAAAACCCCAAGCAGAAUGUUGAUACUAGGCGUGGCAGGGGCCAUGCUUUCUAUGAUGGCGGUGUAUGCGUUUUACGUGAACAGAGCGGGUGCUCUUGAAAUUGCUCAGAGCAUAAAGGACUAUGUGACCAAAAAAGGAGAGCCCAAGCCGGAAAAAGGCUCUUUUCACGAAAAGAUCGAGCUAGCAAAGCAGGCGGCAGAGAAAGAGCUGCAGGCAAAAAAAGAAGAAGCUGCCAAGCAGGCCCACAUGGAGGCGAUUCAAAGGAAAAGAGCUGAGCAAGAAGCCAAAGCAAAAGCUGAGAAGGAGGCCAGGGAGAGGGCUGAACAGGAAGCUAAAGCAAAGGCGGAGCAAGAAGCUAAAGCUAAGGCAGAGCAAGAAGCCAAAGUAAAAGCUGAACAGGAGGCCAGGGAGAGGGCCGAAAAGGAAGCUAAAGCAAAGGCGGAGCAAGAAGCCAAAGAAAAAGCUGAGAAAGAAGCUAAAGCAAAGGCUGAACAAGAAGCUAAAGCAAAGGCAGAACAGGAGGCUAAAGCAAAGGCUGAGAAAGAAGCUAAAGCAAAGGCAGAGCAAAAAGCCAAAGAAAAAGCUGAACAGGAGGCUAGGGUGAAGGCAGAGCAAGAAGCCAAAGCAAAAGCUGAGAAGGAGGCCAGGGAGAGGGCUGAACAGGAAGCUAGAGUGAAGGCGGAGAAGGAAGCUAAAGCAAAGGCUGAGCAAGAAGCUAAAGCAAAAGCAGAACAGGAAGCCAGGGAGAGGGCAGAGAAAGAAGCUAAAGCAAAGGCUCAGCAGGAGGCUAGAGUGAAGGCUGAGGGAGAGGCCAGGGAGAGGGCCGAGCAGGAAGCCAAAGCGAAAGCCGAGCAGGAAGCAAAGGCUGAAAAAGCAUUGCCCAGCGAGUCAGAUACGCGUAAGAGCUCGAAGUCCAUUCUGUCUAUAGCCCAUAGUGUGGUGGGGUGGGCCUUUAGACUGUUAUUCAAGCUGGUGAUGUUAGGGCUAGCAGCUCUUGUCGCGCUUGGUGUGGUUAUAUUUAUGCUUCAUCUCAUACAUCUCAAGAAGAAGAAAAUAGCCAAAUACAGAGACUUCUUAAUAUGCAGAAUCCACAAAAAGAGCAAAAACGCGCUUCCGCUCGACACCAUUAAAGAAGUCCGGAAAGAGUUUCCUGUCUUAAGUAGCUUAGAGUGGAUGGUUUUAUGCAACAGAAUUUUAUUGAACCAAAACAUCCGAAUCACACGGGUAUUGCGCGGGGUGAAGGAAGAGGAUGCUUGGAUGUGGGUGGAUGCGAACUAA
Nematocida major is the source of this 1890-nucleotide messenger RNA. RefSeq lists its product as uncharacterized. The record is from RefSeq and is a predicted model, not a curated record. The transcript has a single exon. The coding region runs from base 1 to 1890 and encodes 629 amino acids. Lineage: Eukaryota; Fungi; Microsporidia.